AUGGCGCACCUCAACGUCAAGCCGGACCCGGCUUACCUGAAGCACCAGGCUAUGCAAAAGACCCGACACCACUUCUUCAGAUGGACUCCUCGAACGGCUAGAAUCACGUUCAUGUAUGUGGUUGUUGUGCCUGCCAUCUUUGGCUAUGUCGCCUACAAGACGGAUGGACUGUAUAACUUCCGCGCAAAGAGACGAGGCGAUACCAUCUACGAGCGAUAG
Pochonia chlamydosporia 170 is the source of this 219-nucleotide messenger RNA. RefSeq lists its product as hypothetical. The transcript is spliced from 4 exons. The record is from RefSeq and is a predicted model, not a curated record. Lineage: Eukaryota; Fungi; Ascomycota; Sordariomycetes; Hypocreales; Clavicipitaceae. Bases 1 to 219 code for a protein of 72 amino acids.